CACAUAUAUAUGGUCCCCGGGACCGGGAAGUCUUAACUCUCAGCAGAGCGGAGGUUCUGAUUGCCCGCAGCCCUCCCGCCAUUGUCGUCCUCCCAGUACCGGUGAUCGCGGGGGGUGGAUGGCAGUCCCAGGCAGACGCCACAAAGAGGACUAGGCGCAGGCAGCAGCCCCUUUGUUGUGCGGGGACGAGCGGCAGAGUUGUGUGGAGACGUCAUUUCUGGGAGGAAAACUUCUUACAGCUCCAGCAACCGGUGCCUUGUGCCAUGGGCAGGAGGGCAGUGCCCGGCGCUGUGCACGUGUGAGACACCACCUGGCUCCGGAAAGCUUCACAUCCCAAUCAUGCAGUCGCCUGACUACAGGGGAGGAUCACGUCUCUUCCUCCAGCCUCAGCCACAGAAUGUCAGCAAUAUGCGAUCACCAGGCUACGUACCUGGCAGAAUUGUCCCAUUACGUCCUCCACCUCCUCCAAAGAGUCAAGCAACAGCCAAAUUUAAUUCCUCUGGGCAGGAAGCGCAUACAACAUUUGGGUUUUCAGGAGAUGGACAAAGCAAUCACGCACAAGUUAGUCGCAAGAGAAGACACAAAAACACACUAAUAUGCUUUGCAAUUUCCAGUCUGACUCUUUUCAUCACGCUUGCCAUUGUUUUAGGAAUAUCUUCUAAAUAUGCCCCUGAUGAAAAUUGUCCAGAUCAGAACUACUUUCUCAGUAACUGGAAUCCUGGCCAUGACCCAAAUAGGAGAGUUGUCAUCAGGAAAGGGGACCUUUUGCGUUUGCAGUCUGAUGCCACAGUGCACUCUAUAACCAUAGAGGAUGGAGGUAAACUAGUCUUUGGUGACGAUGCAAGCGGUUCAAAAAAUAUAACUCUUAGGACUCGUUUUAUCCUAAUAAAGGAUGGUGGAGCGCUUCAUAUUGGAGCAGAGAAAUGCAGCUACAAAUCCAAAGCCAAUAUUAUCCUAUAUGGUAGAUCAGAUGAAGAAGGCAGUGUGUCAAUAUUUGGGAAGAAGUUCAUUGGUGUGUCACCUGGUGGAACACUGGAAUUACACGGAUCUGAAAAGCUGUCUUGGACCUUACUAACAAAAUCUCUUGCGUCAUCUGGACUUCCAGCAGGAGCAUACAGCUUUGAACGUCUUUACUCUAGAGGUCUGAACGUGAGAGUUGUAGACCCAGAAACUGCUCAAGUAUUGGCGUCUGAAAAAUAUGACACCUUCAUUUCUGAAGUUGACAGCAAGAAGCUGCAGGAUUUCCUCAAUUCUCAACCACCGGGGCGUAUUAUUGCCAUAGCAGUAGGUGACUCUGCGGAAAAAAAGUUGCUUCAGGAAACUCGCUUAACUAUUCAGCGUCUUCUUGGUAGUAAUCUUGUAAAAGGCUUGUCAUAUAGACAAGCUUGGGCUCUCGUCAGCGUCAUCGGUGGUAGCAACACCUCGUGUAGUGAAAGUGCCAGAGACUACGAAAAUCAUAGCACGCAAGGAAAAGCAGAAGCCAUGAAAGUUUUUACGACUUUGGAUGGGCAGAAAUUUUCUGUGAAGGCAUACAGUGAAUGGGAUCUAGGUAAAGCCUUUUCUGGAUUCACCAUUGACGCUGUUGAUGGUGUGGUGCUCAACCUCAUGGAUGAUGUGCGCAGUUGGCAGCCAGGGGAUCAAAUAGUUGUUGCAAGCACCGACUACUCUAUGCACCAAGCUGAAGAAUUUACCCUCCUUCCCUGUCCAGAGUGUAAUCAAUUUCAAGUUAAAAUGAAAGAAACACCCAUGUAUUUCCAUAUGGGAGAAAUCACAGAAGGUUUGGACAUGAGGGCUGAAGUGGGAGUCCUUACAAGGAACAUUGUCAUCCAAGGAGAAAUGGAGAAGACUUGUUAUGGGAAUAAUCAAUGCCAGUUCUUCAAUUUUGAUACCUUUGGAGGGCAUAUUAAGAUAUUACAGAACUUCACCUCUGUUCAUUUCUCCAAUGUUGAGCUGAAACACAUGGGUCAGCAAGUAAUGGGCAGCUACCCUGUGCACUUUCACGUGUGUGGGGAUGUUGAUGAAAUGGGAGGCUACAACCCUGGCACCUAUGUGGACGGCCUGUCGAUUCAUCAUAGCUUUUCCAGAUGUGUGACCGUCCAUGCGACCAAUGGCUUGUUGAUAAAGAACACAAUUGGCUAUGACACGCUGGGGCAUUGUUUCUUUCUGGAAGAUGGCAUAGAACAACGGAAUAUUUUGUUUCACAACCUUGGACUCGUUACCAAGCCAGGCACUUUAUUACCUACAGACCGAAAUAUUACCGUGUGCCCAGCCAUGAGGGAAAAAGUGUAUGGAAACUACGUUCCUAAUCCAGCCACUGACUGCAUGGCGGUAUCAACAUUUUGGAUUGCAAAUCCUAACAAUCACCUGAUAAGUAAUGCAGCGGCUGGUUCUCAGGAUGCGGGGAUCUGGUAUGUGUUCCACAAGUCUUCAACUGGAGAAUCCCACGGGCUCUAUCCAGAUACCAGAUCGGAGCUCACACCUCUUGGUAUAUUUUACAAUAACAGAGUCCAUUCUAACUUCAAGGCAGGCUUGUUCAUUGAUAAAGGUGUGAAAACCACAAAUGCAAGUGUCGAAGACCCGAGGGAAUAUCUGUGUUUGGAUAAUAAUGCCAGAUUUCGACCCCAUGUUGAUGCCGAUCCUCAAAAACCAAGAGUUGCUGCACUAAUUGACAGUCUUGUUUCUUUUAAAAAUAAUGACCACGGUGCUUGGGUGAGAGGAGGGGACAUUAUAAUCAGUAACUCAGGAUUUUCUGACAACGGAAUUGGCCUCACAUUCGCUAGUGAUGGAAGUUUUCCAAAAGAUGAAGGCUCCAGCCAGGAAGUUUCCCAAUCGCUGUUUAUUGGCGAAAGUAGAAAUUAUGGAUCUCAAGGAGGCCAAAACAAAUACUGGGGGACUGGGGGAGUGUAUUAUAGGAAUCGCACACUUCCUCGAAACAGAACUUUCCCCAUCAGAGGCUUCCAGAUUUAUGAUGGGCCGAUUCGUCUUACGAAGAGUACUUUUAAAAACUUUGUGCCGACGUCUGACCGCUAUACAAGCGCUAUUGGCUUCCUAAUGAAAAAUCAAUGGCAACUCACUCCUAGGAACAAUGUUUCAUUCCUUAAAUUUGGAGCAAAUGUUUCAUUGAGGGCAUACUUUGGUCAGUCUGGGCCAUGGUUUGAAACCGGUGAUAUGGACGGAGACAAAAACUCUAUCUUCCAUGAUGUGGAUGGAUCUGUAUCAAAUUAUAAUGAUACUUAUGUGGCAAGAAUGGACAACUUUUUGGUCAGACAUCCCAAGUGUGUCAAUAUUACAGAAUGGAAUGGGGUCAUCUGUAGCGGAAAAUAUGCACAGAUCUAUGUUCAAGCACGAAAUCCCCAGAAUCUCACCAUGUCCAUUGUGAGAGAUGAGUAUUCUUCCAAUCCUAUGACUCUUCGGGGAAUCAACCAAAAGGCUCCUUACCAGCAAUAUCAGCCAGUGGUGAUGUUGGAAAAGGGGUACACGGUUCACUGGAACACACAGUCUCCACAAACAACUCAUCUUUACCUCAUUAACUUUGACAAGGGGGACUGGCUUAGAGUUGGUCUGUGUUAUCCUCCGGACACAAUCUUUCAAGUGACGUCACAAAUAGUCAAGACCCAAACGUUUCCUGUUGAAGAAUAUCAGCCAGUAUCCUCCAUAGAAGAACUGCAGAAGAGACGGACAGAGGGGAAAUUCUUUUUUGAUAACAGCACAGGAUUACUUUUCCUCUUUCUCCAAGCAAAACACAGCCGGGACAGCCACGGCUACUGCUCUUCUCAGGGAUGUGAAAGAGUUAUGAUCAAUGCCACAUUUCGAUCCAGAGCAACCGGCAACUGCAUGACCAACGCAUACCCUAAAUAUGCCAAAGCACCUUCCGCAACAAAACCAAUGCCAGUUAAAUCCACUGCAACUUGCACAGACUGUGGAGCAUCCCAGGUUGUCUUUACCAGCGAUCCUCAUAAUACCUACCUCCCCGUGGAAAUUCAAUCCCUUAGUAAAGAAGAAAUCCAACAAGGGGCUGCCGAGUCUUUUAUUUCGGUUAAUGGCACCAAGUAUUCCUUCCAAGAAGUUGGUUUAUUCGUGGUUGUCAUUGACGCUUGCACUGGAGCAGUAAAAGAAGACUUGUUCUUUCCGCAAGAAGAUCUCGAGCGACUGGAAAAAUAUUUAGAAAAUAAAAUCCCUCAAAGAUCAAUAGUUGCCAUUGCAUCGCGUGGAUACAUUGUGGAUUAUGGGAAUAUUGCACAUCAGCUGUACUCUCUCGGAACAGCCAAGCCAGCGUUUCUUCAGAAGAAAGGUAGCAUUGCCUUCAUUGGAUACAAUGGAAAGUUUAAACCACCUUGGACAAGACUGUUCAUGAGUCCUGAAGGGCAGGGCUUGGGACUACUGGAUAGCUACCUCCCUUUACAGCAUGAUGCCUAUGAAUGUCGAAGAGUCCUCUCAAAGAAAAGAAAAGAUAUGGAACUAUUGAAGAGAGCUUUAACUACACAUUAGAUUAAUAUAUGCCUUCAAGGGCAUGUUAAGCAAAAAUGUGAACUAACUUAUUUAAUUUAUGGCAGUUACACUGUUAUCCAGCAUAAGCCACAUUGCUGUGUUUCUUACAGCUGUGGGCCGAAAAUCCAAGCCCCACGCCAGUGCACCUUCUAGUUGUAUAUAAUCCUUAAUGAGUUCUUUUUAAUGACUGUGUUGUAAACCUGGGUUUUGCAGAUCUUAUGAUUUUUGGUGGUUUUGUAUGCGCUGUAAACUGUAUUUUUUAUACUUUUUAUAUUACUGAUUUCAUGGUGUAAAUGUUGUGGAUAUGACUGGAAGCAUUUUUAAGUGUGUCUUUAUUUGCACAGUGGUUUACAUGAAAGAUAUUUAUCAUUAAAAUUCUUUCUAAAAGUC
Messenger RNA from Bufo gargarizans (Asiatic toad), 4878 nucleotides. RefSeq names its product cell migration inducing hyaluronidase 2 (gene CEMIP2). Lineage: Eukaryota; Metazoa; Chordata; Amphibia; Anura; Bufonidae. Bases 340 to 4488 code for a protein of 1382 amino acids. The transcript has 24 exons. The record is from RefSeq and is a predicted model, not a curated record.